Daldinia vernicosa is the source of this 1331-nucleotide messenger RNA. RefSeq names its product alpha/beta-hydrolase. The record is from RefSeq and is a predicted model, not a curated record. Lineage: Eukaryota; Fungi; Ascomycota; Sordariomycetes; Xylariales; Hypoxylaceae. Bases 165 to 1262 code for a protein of 365 amino acids. The transcript has 3 exons.
CCGUAUACCUAUACGUUGAUAAUAGAGGAAGUCUUAUUGCGGUCUUUAUAUCCAUACCUUACGUAGAUCUACCUUUUGACUAUCUCCUCGCCUAUACUGUUUCAUCCCAUAAGACGUCAUUUUAUAUAUCACUAUACAACUAGAUAUUAUAAACUUAGUUAGUUAUGGAGGGUAACACAGAAGCACGCUUUUCCACCCUUCAUCGACGGGAGGUAUUCUACGUGGGCGGCCAAUACGUACUAGACGCCGCCGGAAACCAUACGCGGCAAGGGCAAAUGUACGUCGAAAGACUUAUUCCCGCAGAGUCAGAUAAUACUCCAGACAGACCUUUCCCUAUCAUUUUCAUCCACGGCGCAACAAGAUCCGGCGCGGACUGGCUCACAAAACCCGACGGCCAGCCGGGCUGGGCCUCGUACUUCUUAUCCCGAGGCUUCGAGUGCUACCUCGUCGACCUACCCUUCUGCGGCAGGAGCCCCUGGCACCCCAGCAACGGAACCAUGAUCGCCCACCCAGCCGAGGCCAUCCAGACCAUGUUCACAGCAUGCAAGGACCUCGGGAAGUGGCCCCAAGCCAAGCUUCACACCCAAUGGCCCGGCACCGGCCGAAUCGGCGAUCCCGUCUUCGACCAGUUCUUCGCGUCGGCGCAGCAGGUCCUCAGCGAUCCCGCGGCGCGGGAAAAGGCUUCGCAAGAAGCCUGCGCCGCGCUCCUGGACCGUAUCGGCAGACCUGCGAUUCUCAUCGCACACUCGGCCGGGGGCGCGACCCCGUGGCUAGUCGCGGACGUCCGGCCGGCCGCGGUCAGGAUGGUCGUCGCGCUCGAGCCCGCGGGCCCGCCGUUCUACAAGGUCGGCAUGACGAAUUCCGGGCCCAGCGCGCCUUACGGCAUCGCCAACGCGCCGCUGACGUACGCGCCGCCCGUCGCCGAUCCAGAUGCCGAUUUCGCCAAGGUGCUUGUGCCGGCGCCGGGUUUGGAGAUGAUGGAUUGCGUGGCGCAGGCAGAGGGGGAGAGAGAGGGGGGGGCGGGACCGAGGCAGUUGGUUAAUCUGGCGCGCGUGAGGGUGCUCGUUGUCACGGCGCAGGCGUCGUAUCAUGCGCAGUACGACUGGGGGAUCGUGCGGUACUUGCGGCAGGCGGGGGUUAGGGGGACGGAGCAUCUCAGGCUGGAGGAGAGGGGGGUUUGUGGGAAUGGCCAUAUGAUGUUUUUGGAGAGGAAUAGCGAUGCGGUGGCUGCGGAGGUGGUGAGGUGGAUUGAGAAGGAUUAGGUAGUGGUGUAAAGGGCGUCGGUGUUGGUGUUUUUUACCCAAGAUUUGUAUUACGCGGUGUGAGUUGUA